CUUGCCAGCGGACGCGAGCACAGUGGUGGUUGUCGUGAGUAGACGCGCGUGUAACCAAGAGAACGCCGUGCGCGCAGCGAAAAUGGCGUAGCAGCCGAGCGUGUUGCCCGUCGUCUACUAGUCUCGCGAGCGGCGAUUCCGUCAGAGCGUCAGCGCGCCGUUUUCUCGCGCGGACAGUCGGCCGAAGUGCGCCAUGUUCGAGUCGGGCCAACGUACACGGUGAGACUACGCCAGGUGUAUUUGUACAGUGUGUUGUACUCUGUGUGCUUGAGUGAGUCGCGCGCGUCGCGAGGUUGAUCCCCGCGUUUGACGUCGUUGUCGUCGUCGUUGUUAUCGUCGUCGUCGUUAUCGCACGCACGUCGACGACGCUCGCGAACAACCUGAACGUUGCGCCACAACGUGACACGCGACUUCACGCACGUACGUGCAUCCGCGACGUGGAUGAACCCCGCCGCCGGCCAGGAAUGGCCUUCGCAACCGCGAGGAUUCGGUGAUCCUGCCCGCUCGCGUGACAGCUUGACGACCUCCAGCACGGCCGAGAUGAAGAUGGCGCCACCAGCGUUUUGACACUUGCCGAAGGACCCGUCAGCUGGACUUCAUCGCCGCCCGCAGGCGUCCCGUCUAUUAUGAGCAGAGAAUUCUACGUACCCUGCACACCUUACACCUAUCAGCAGUGCGGCAGCAACAGCGGCGACGGCGGCGGCGGCUCGACGGAGGGCGUCGUGGUGAGCGUCGGUGCCGGUAACGGUGGUAGCGGUGGUGUCGGUGGCAUGGACUGCAUGCCCCUGCGUCCUGGUCCGUUUCAUUACCUGAUCAGUGAGCAAGCCAAGUCUCUGGUGGCCCUGCAGGAGCUGCAGAAUGAGGUCGGUGCCUUGCUCGAGUUCCGGGACCUCGUCAUCGAGACGUUCCCAAACCUCCGGCACAAGAUGGCCGCGACGGCGUCCGCGGGUGCGUCCGUGAUGUCGUCUACCUGCACGCAGAGCUCGCACAUCCCGCUGCCGUUGUCGAGCCCAUCCUCACGCAGGAUCGCCGAAUGGGAACCCGGCAAGCUGAGACGGCGUGUGCCGCGCGAAAACAGCGGUGGUGGCGGCGGCGGCGGCAACAGCGGCGGUAGCGGCAGUGGCGGCGGUGGCGGCGGCGAAUCCUCGUCCUCAUCGUUACCCAGAAGUCGCAGUAACUCUCAUAGCGGCGGUACCAAGAACAACUGCAGCGCGACGGUGCAGGAUUCCGGCUUUAGUACGGAAGCCUCGUCGAAGGAUAGCGCGUCGACGGCGAUCGCGCCGAGAGCUAGCAGUCCUCGACCGAAUGCAUUGGAUGAAGCCGAGGAUGAGCUGUGGAACCUAUUGGACGUGAUUCACCGCAAAGGGAUCCGACUGCGAGAGGAGGUCGAAUGCCUUCAAGGUCGCCUGGAGAGCGUGGCGACAGAGGAGUUGGCAUCGACGGAUGUACUCGAGGCAGUGAGGAAGGUCACCGGUGCCGACGACGAUGCCGAUAGGAGAACAAUCGCAAGUGAUAAUGUCGACCAGCAACAGGACAGUAGGGAUCCGCAGGUGAUAGCACUCAGGCGAGAGAAGGAACAGCUGUUGGACAAGGUUGCCGAGCUCGAGGCGGAAACGAUAUCGAGUCGUGCGCGCACCCAAGAACUGCAGACAGAAUUGGCCGCAUUGUCGGCCUUGAAGACCGGCUUGGAGGAUCGACUGCAGGCUGGUCUGACCGAAAACGCCUCAGAGAUUCUGACACCGGGCGUUCAGAGACUUCAGCCUAUCGCGCCGGUAGUCACGUCGCCGAAGAACGCCAGUGUUAGCAGUAUCAAAAGUAAAGGUUCGGCUUUCGCAUCGGUCACGAGCAGUCCUAAUAGUAAAGCUCAUAAGAGUCGCUUUCGCACGAGGACUAUCGAGAAGAAUGUGCUGCUGGACGUGGUCGGGCGCAAUGACGAGACGCGUGUCGACAUCGACGUCGAGGCUAGCGUGAACGAGAGGAGAGCGAGACUAGGAGCGCUUGAUUCAAUUUUAGUUUCACCCACCAGGGUAGCUCACGUGAAAGACGUGGACUCGAGAAAGAUCGCGGCCAUUCUUCGCGAGAACUCACCUCUCGAGCUCCAACGGCAUCUAAUCACUACUACCGUCCAUAAUCAGGUCCUACAAAAAAGACUAGACGAAGUUGAGAAAAGUACAGAGACUCUCUCCGAACGGCUAGACAAAGCGCGCGAGGAGAAUGACGAUCUACGAUUCCAAUUGGAAGAGAGAAAUAUUGAGUUAGAGGGCACCCGGGCGCGAGUACGCGUGCUAGAACGUCUCCAGCAACGACCGCCAACGGAGCACGAACCUGAGGCAGAAUCGGAACAACCCAGGUGCGAACAGAGCGGCCUUGAACCCGGCAGCAGUACGGAGUCUGCGCGAGACCAUCACCAGCCGGUCGAGAUCAAACCGUCGCCACGCCGGCGUCCUAGCCGUAUACCUUUACCCGGCAGCACGAGCAGCAAGACAACGUCACCGUUGACGGCCACGGCAAGUGGGACAGUAGCCACGACGCCGCCUCGACCGCCUGGUCAUGGCAGGAACGACAGUAGGGAGUCGCUCAAGUCGUUAACGAGACCGCCGCGUGAUUCUAGUCGCGACAGCCAUGGCGGCGGCAAGUCGCUGUCGAAACCGCGCGAUUCCAGUCGGGACUCGCUUGGCAGCAGAAGUUUAUCCAGGAGUAGCGGCAACGGGAGCAGCAACAUUGGCGGCGGCGGUAGCGGCGGCGGCAACAAUAGCACCAGCAAUAACAAGGAGACAAAUCGGGAGUCGUCCCUGAACCGGUCCUUGCCGCGUAACAAUUCCAGCCGAGACUCCUUAAAUAAAUCCUCCUCGCUAUCCCGCGCCCGUGACUCGCUGGAGUCUAACAACCUUGGGACGUCCUCGCCCACGGGGACGGCCCCCCCUCGACGACCGCCCGCUCCCGCACGCCGUUCCCACAGCCUGGCGCGCGCGGCGACGUCCGUUGAUAGCGAACACGGCAAGGUACGACCUGUAAAGCAAUUCUUUUGGAGCAGCUGGCUGAAGUCACCGUUGUCCAAUGGCCCGAUAUACUGCAUCGAAGCACCAAGCUCCUGGUACUCGAACAAGACCAACAGUCUGCGGCACAGCGACUCGUCCCUUUAUCCAGAUUCGUUGAAUCAAGAGACGUCGUCCGUCACCGGUUCCACGCGGGUGGAAUUCAUGAUCGGCUCGCCUACCAGGCGCUUCCGCACGAGUGCCGCAUGGCCGCAUCGCUAUUUCGACAGCAUCGACUCGGCGGUCGCGGUGCCGGAGAGUCUGCUGACCGACGAGUUUCCUUCGCGACGCGGCGAGGCUCUGGCCGAAGAUUUCGCCGCAUUCAUGCAUCUACUGAAGUGCGCGAUCGGCACCGGCAUACUCUUCCUGCCGCACGCGUUCAGAAGAACCGGCUACGCAAUGUCCAUCGUCUGCGGCGUCAUAGUCAGUGCGACAUGCACUCACACGGCCGUUAUCGUUGUGCAGUGCUCCCAGAUGUUAUGUAGGCGCAACCGCGUGCCCAUGUUGGAUUUCGCCAAAACAGCGGAGUUCUCCUUCCAGGCGGGUCCGGAGAGGAUUCGAAAGUACGCCAGACCAUUCAGCGUGCUUACCAACGUGAUCAUUUGCUUCGUGCACUUUCAGGCCGCCGUGAUAUACAUAUUAUAUGUAGCCACGUCGUUCCAGCAGGUGAUCGAGUUUUUCUCGUCACUCGAAAUGGAUCCUCGCGUGUACAUCGUGAUUUUCUCCCCUCUGACUUGCGCCCUGGCCUUCGUACCGAACCUGAAGUACCUCGCGCCGUUCUCCAUCAUCGGCACUCUCUUCCUGUGUCUGGGCGUUUGCAUCGCGUUCUACUAUUUCCUCAGUGAGUUCCCCGAUCCCGAUAGACUAAACGCCUUGACGGAAGUGUUGCCCGUCCCCAUGUAUUGCGCCAUCUUCCUGUUCGCCCUGCACAAUAUGACUCUGUACUUACCGCUGGAAAAUACGAUGAAGCAUCCCGAGCAUAUUACGCGCUUGAUCGUCACCAGCACGUCGCUGAACACGAUCGUGUACCUACUUUUCGGCUUUCUCGGCUACAACAAAUACCCAAACGCCUGUGACACGGUCAUCAAGAACUUACCAAUGCAGGAGACCCUGGCCCAAACAGUCAAGAUAGCCAUUUCCCUGUCGGUGCUGUUUACUUUCGGCUUAGCGUACUACGUACCGAUCAGCGUGCUGUGGCCGAUGAUCCGCUCGAGAAUCGCCGCGAAAAGUUUGCGACAUCAUCGGAUUUACGAAAUCACACUGCGACUGGGCGGCGUGGUCGCGUGCACGCUCUUGGCCAUCGCCGUGCCCCAAAUGGUACCCUUGCUGGGCCUGUUCGCCGCCUUGGGUAUGUCCACGAUCAUGCUGCUGAUCCCCAUACUAAUCGAGACGGCGACUAAGUGGGCGGAAGCCACGAGGACAUUGCUCGCGAAGAACAUCGUUAUUUUUGUCGUAUGGCUGCUGAUCUUGAUUUUCGGGACGAUAGAGAGCACGUGGUCGAUCGUUAGGGAAUAUCGUGGAGCGAAGCAAGAGGAGUGUUGAUUGGCAGCCCGUCGAGCUACUCAAGUGGCUUUCAGAGAAAAAUUAUGAAGAUGCUGUUUCCUGUCUUUUACUAUUAUAUAACGGAUAACGCGAUGGAGAUACGACGCGGACCGAAUAUCAAGGAUGUAAAGAAUCGUGCAGUAAGCUAUGAGAGAUGAAUUCACCGUCGACAUGGAAGAACGUCCGUUGGUGGACGAGGGAUUCUACGAAGGAUUCGAAGCGAAAGGAUGAAGUGGAUUGAAAUACGUCGAUGAUGUGUUCGAUGAUGUGUAUCUCACCGCGUGAUUUCUUAUGCUCGCACGUACGUGAAUUGCCUCGCCACGCGAGGAUGCGUUGCAUUCCGAGUCGCGAGAUCGAUUUCUGGCAGUCGAAUAAAAGGGAAAGUUGAGAAUUGGCAUUUGUGCGUACUUCCCGGGCGAUUUUCUCGCGGCUUAAUGCCUGAAAUCAGACUGCGACCGUUGCACCGUUGGACCCUCAAUUUCCGUAAGGAUUGGAAUGUGACGCUUGCGACAUUUCGCGAGGGGGGCCCCUUCAAUUUCCCUCGGCCGGCGACUUACAUAAUCGCGGCACGACGCAGUUGCGCCGCUCGACGUGAAAACAAGAGCAGCAGCCCACAAUGAUCGAGGAGAACAUGCACCGCGGUGCAGCAACGGCACCCACAGAGGUGGGAGCCGUCGUGAGCCUUCGCAAGGGAACGAAGCGAGAGAGAUGGCGAGCGAGCGCGCCCCGCGAACGGAAGAAGACGAGAAUAAGGUGAAAGGGAUCGCUCUCGAGGUGCAGAGGCGCGAAUCGAGCUGAUCGCAGUCGAAUAGCCGACUGCGUCCCUAUGUGCACGAAACUCGAGCACGAGCACGGGCGAAUCCACUCGACUGGUGUAUAUUUUCUUCAGGAAGCGCGCAGGUGCCGGCAAACUGUGAUUCGACGACGAGCGUGUACUCGAUCGCGUCUGCGUCCCGGUUACGUUUGAGUGUCAUCGGGGAUUCAUUGGCGCCGGCUGACCGACACUCGGGCGCGAAUAAACGCGAAUAAUGGGCUAGGGAAGCGGAAGCACGGCCGACGCAGGAACUGGGUGAAGGGAAAUACGCGUGUGAAAGCGGAGAGCGAUUCGGCGAUCGCGCGAUUCGUAUUAUCGCGCCACCAGGAUGUGCGACUCGAAAUGCCUUAACUUGUCGAAAAGAUCUGCUUUUUAAACGCUUUCUUCCUUUCUUUCUCUCUCUCCCUCUCUCUCUCUCUCUCUCUCUCUCUCUCUCUCUCUC
Messenger RNA from Odontomachus brunneus, 5833 nucleotides. RefSeq lists its product as uncharacterized. The transcript has 11 exons. The coding region runs from base 627 to 4577 and encodes 1316 amino acids. Gene Ontology annotation, molecular function: amino acid transmembrane transporter activity. NCBI's taxonomy places the organism in Eukaryota, Metazoa, Arthropoda, Insecta, Hymenoptera, Formicidae. The record is from RefSeq and is a predicted model, not a curated record. Gene Ontology annotation, biological process: amino acid transmembrane transport. Gene Ontology annotation, cellular component: vacuolar membrane.